Messenger RNA from Nipponia nippon (crested ibis), 639 nucleotides. NCBI's taxonomy places the organism in Eukaryota, Metazoa, Chordata, Aves, Pelecaniformes, Threskiornithidae. The record is from RefSeq and is a predicted model, not a curated record.
AUGGGCGAAGGCAGCCCAGAGCCCGGCUUCAAAGGGCUGCUGGGGGCUCAGCUCCGGGGCUCCACUGCCUCCCCGCAGCCGGCUCCGCUCCCCCGUCCUGCUGCCAGCCAGCCCGGGGUGCAGCCCCCCUGCCCCCGGCUGCGUUUUGCCCCCUGCCCCGGCAGCCUGGGGGCUCCCAGCUGGGCCAGGGGCUUGAGGCGGGCGGCGUGCCGCUGCCCCAACUGCCAGGAGGCGGAAAGGGGGGGUCCCUGCCCCGAGGGGGUGAAACGCAAGCACCUGCACAACUGCCACAUCCCCGGCUGUGGGAAGGCAUACGCCAAGACCUCCCACCUGAAAGCUCACCUGCGUUGGCACAGCGGCGACCGACCCUUCGUCUGCAACUGGCUCUUCUGCGGCAAACGCUUCACCCGCUCCGACGAGCUGCAGCGGCACCUCCAGACCCACACCGGCGCCAAGAAAUUCGCCUGCCCCAUCUGCGGCCGCGUCUUCAUGCGCAGCGACCAUCUGGGCAAGCACAUGAAGACGCACGAUGGGGGCAAGGACGGGGGUGAACCCGAGGUCAAGGGCGCCGGGGACCCGUCGGCCGGCAAGGGAGGCAAGAGGGAGUCCGAGGGGGGUAACGUCGCCCCCACAAACUGA